AUGCAACCGUCUAAUUCCGACUCCAAUCUGGGUGAGCUCGAUGUCCUAAUCGUCGGUGCUGGUUUUGGCGGAAUUUACACACUUCAUCUGCUGCGGCAGCUCGGACGCUCGGUUAAGCUCUUCGAAGCUGGGAGUGGAUUUGGUGGAAUAUGGUACUGGAAUUGCUAUCCCGGUGCACGAGUGGAUUCGAAUGUGCCUCUCUAUGAGCUAUCUAUAGAGGAAUUGUGGAAGGACUGGACUUGGACGGAGAAGUUUCCUGGCUGGGCUGAGCUUAGGGAGUAUUUCUAUUAUGUCGAUUCAAAGCUGAACUUGAAAAAGGAUAUCCGUUUCGAUACCCGUGUUGUCUCUGCUCACUACGAUGCCAACACCGACCGAUGGGACGUGAAAGCGGAAGAUGGGACCGUCGCUCGUCCUCGAUUUCUGGUUCUCUGCACAGGCUUUGCUGCAAAGAAAUACAUCCCGCCGCUUACGGGGCUCGAAACCUUCCAGGGCGUUUGCCACCACACUUCGGCGUGGCCGCAAGAAGGUGUACCGCUAGAAGGGAAAAGGGUGGCGGUGAUUGGUACCGGCGCAACUGGAGUCCAGGUUAUUCAGGAGCUAGGACCGACUGUAGGGCACCUCACGGUUUUCCAACGCACCCCGAAUUUUGCGUUGCCCAUGGUUCAGUCUAAAUUAGACAGAGACCACCAACAGAAGAGGAAAGCCUUGUAUCCGACCAUAUACAGAAGGCGGCGACAAACUAUAUCUGGAUACGAUUUCAACCCUUAUCCUCGCGAUCUCUUCAGUGUCUCACGGGAAGAACGUCGUCUUUUCAUGGAAGACCUUUGGAGCCGGGGUGGUUUUCAUUUCAUAGUUUCAACCUACCAAGACAUCCUAUCAAAUGAAGACGCCAACAGGGAAGCCUACAACUUCUGGAAAGAGAAAGCGCGGGAACGAUUACACGACCCUGACGUGCAAGAGACCCUUGCACCUACCGUUCCUCCUCACCCUUUUGGUGCCAAACGAGUGUGCCUCGAACAAACGUAUUAUGAAGUCUACAAUCAGUCAAAUGUGGAACUUGUCAGCCUCGAGAAGAAUCCUAUUGCUGAAAUCACGUCGGACGCUAUAAUCACUGGCGACGGUGUUCGACACGAAGUCGACGUCAUCGUUCUUGCCACCGGAUUCGACAGCGUUACUGGUGGAAUCACGCAGAUCGACAUUCGGGGGGUUGAUGGUACGACGAUCAAAGACAAGUGGGCGAAUGGGGUGUAUACAAAUCUGGGGAUGAUGACGGGGAACUUCCCGAACAUGUUCUUCCUGUAUGGUCCUCAAGCUCCUACUGCGUUCAGUAACGGACCGACAUGCAUUGAGGUACAAGGAGAUUGGAUCGCAGCGUGCAUAAAACACAUGUUGGCCAAUCAUCUUACGCGUAUCGAGCCAACUCGGGAGGCGGAGGAAGAAUGGCGAAAUUUGGUAAUGAACAAUUCAAGCAAAGCCCUGUUUCAUAAGGCGAAAUCCUGGUACAUGGGUGCCAAUAUCCCAGGGAAGCCGAUCGAACAACUGAACUUUGUCGGCGGUAUUGCCCUAUAUGACAGUCUUUGCCAGUCCAAGGCUGCGAAAGGUUAUGAAGGGUUCAUACUGUCGAGCAUUGACAAAACGAGUGUAGCAAGGGUAAAUGGGGUGUAA
Marasmius oreades (fairy-ring Marasmius) is the source of this 1665-nucleotide messenger RNA. RefSeq lists its product as uncharacterized. NCBI's taxonomy places the organism in Eukaryota, Fungi, Basidiomycota, Agaricomycetes, Agaricales, Marasmiaceae. The record is from RefSeq and is a predicted model, not a curated record. The transcript is spliced from 4 exons. Bases 1 to 1665 code for a protein of 554 amino acids. Gene Ontology annotation, molecular function: flavin adenine dinucleotide binding; NADP binding; N,N-dimethylaniline monooxygenase activity.